CAGGAGUUUGGAACUCUGACAAGAAUGACUGUUGGUGAAAAAAAUCCAAAUAAGCCAAAUAAAACCAUCUUACUUGUGGGUGAAACAGGAACGGGAAAAUCUACUCUGAUUAACGCUAUGGUUAACUACGUCAUGGGAGUGAAGUGGGAGGAUGAAGUCUGGUUUCAGAUUGUAGAGGAGGAGAAGAAAAGUCAGACAGAAAGUCAGACAUCAGAUGUGAUCGUGUAUGAAAUCUUUGGCUGUGAAACCAAGUACUCUCUGACAAUCAUUGAUACUCCUGGAUAUAAAGACACUAAAGGGCGUGAACAUGAUGACAUCACCAAUGACAGAUUAUUAGACUUAUUUAGUUCUAAUGAUGGAGUUCAUGAAAUUAGUGCGGUGUGUCUGGUGAUGAAGGCGAGUGUGAAUCGAGUGGGUGACGAUGUGAGAUACAUCUUUGAUCGAUUGAUGUCUCUGUUUGGAAAAAACCUGGAAAAAAACAUUGUAGUUCUCAUCACACACUCAGCUGGAAGAAAACCUCAAAAUGUUUUUGAAGCUCUUGAAGCUGUAAAAAUUAAAUGUGCCAGAAAUGAGACGAAUGAGCCAGUUUACUUCUUGUUUGAUAACUGUCAGCAUGAAGAGCGAACAAAGGACGAAGAAGAAGAACUGGAACAUGCUGCAAAAAUAUCAGAGGGUGGAAUGACAGGGUUCACACACUUUCUGGAAAUAACUGCAGAUAAUAAAAUGAUGGACAGUGUGGAUGUUAUGAAAGAACGAAUCAGACUGAAAGCCUGCCUCCAAAACCUGCUUGAAAGAAUCGACCACAUUGAAGGAAAACAGAAAGAAAUUAAAAAGUUACAAGAAGCUCUGGACAAAUAUAAGGAAGACAUGGAGAAAAAUGAGAAAUUCACUGAAAUGAAGGAUCUGGCAACAGAGAAGUCACAAUGGCUGGAAGAGUCCUACCACCAUGUUGUGAAACUGGAGCAGAUCGCUCUGAAAGCUGAUUCCGCAUCCACUAUUCACCACUUGGACAAGCUGAUUGAGAAGGUGAAGAAGAACGGGGACACAAGGACGACCCAGAAACUGGAGGAGAUGAGAAGCAGAGUGGAUGAAGAAACCAGAGCCGGGCUACAGUAG
Molecule: messenger RNA, 1116 nt
Organism: Oreochromis aureus
Lineage: Eukaryota; Metazoa; Chordata; Actinopteri; Cichliformes; Cichlidae
Product: immune-associated nucleotide-binding protein 10-like
Exons: 2
Coding region: 25-1116 (363 amino acids)
Molecular function (GO): GTP binding
Source: RefSeq, a predicted model, not a curated record